Arachis ipaensis is the source of this 1020-nucleotide messenger RNA. Its product is annotated as peptidyl-prolyl cis-trans isomerase FKBP16-4, chloroplastic. Gene Ontology annotation, cellular component: chloroplast thylakoid lumen. The record is from RefSeq and is a predicted model, not a curated record. Gene Ontology annotation, molecular function: peptidyl-prolyl cis-trans isomerase activity. Lineage: Eukaryota; Viridiplantae; Streptophyta; Magnoliopsida; Fabales; Fabaceae.
CUAACCAAACUAAACAAAAGAAGCAACUCAAGCAAGAGAUUCUGGUCUCACAUUUCAUUUUGAAAAAGUUUCAACUAAACUGAAAAACAUCAUCAAUUGGAUCAUGCAACUCUCUUUGUUCCUCCAUCAUCACCACCACCCUAUGCUCCUCCAUAAUUAUUGCCCUCUUAACUCUCUUCACUUCACAAGGACACAAACAAGACUUUACAAUAGGAAUUCAUAUAAGGUACUACCAUGCAAUUGUUCAUAUUCUUCUUCUUCUUCCAACAAAGCUGAUAGUUUUACUUCAAAGAUUGAUGAAGGAAGAAGGGCAUUGCUCAGUUGUCUCCUCAUCACCACUUUUUCAGUUAGUGGAGUGUAUGCAUGUGAUGAUGCUGAAGCUGUUAGCACAAGUAGAAGAGCUCUAAGAGGAGCAAAAAUUCCAGAAAGUGAUUUUACAACCCUACCUAAUGGCUUGAAGUACUAUGAUUUGAAGGUUGGGCAAGGAGCCGAGGCUGUAAAAGGAUCUCGUGUCGCGGUUCACUAUGUUGCUAAGUGGAGAGGUAUCACAUUUAUGACUAGUAGACAAGGAAUGGGAGUUGGAGGAGGAACGCCCUAUGGAUUUGAUGUAGGAGAAUCCGAGAGGGGAAAUGUUCUCAAAGGGUUGGAUUUAGGUGUACAAGGCAUGAGAGUGGGAGGCCAGAGAUUACUAAUUGUUCCUCCAGAACUUGCCUAUGGAAAGAAGGGAGUCCAAGAAAUACCUCCAAAUGCAACAAUAGAGUUGGAUGUUGAACUGCUUUCAAUCAAACAAAGUCCAUUCGGGACUGCGGUAAAGAUCGUUGAAGGUUAAUGCCAUGAGUAAUUAUCAAAGUAUAAGUUAGAUAAUUAUAUGAUGAACAGAGAAUUUCACCUUUUUUUUUCUUUCUGAAUUUGCAAAAGAAAUGGAAACCUUCUUGUAUAGAUUUACAUUUUUUUCAAAUAAUUGGUACAUGAAACCAAAAACUAAUGGUUAAUGAUUUGAAAUUGAAGGUAUUACACUGU